CCGAGCCGCUGCUGCUGCUAGCCUUGCUGCGCGGAGCUAGCUCGCUGCCAAACUGCUAGUGUGUGUGUGAGUUUUCGGGGACAGCACGAUGAAGAGCAUUAUGAAGCAUGGUACAUGUAUUCCACUGCAGCGUAGUGGCCACUUCACCGGGAGCUAGGGGCGUCUUGUUCCCCCAGUGAAGCGGGACUGUCCCGGGCCCUCGGUAGCAUUGUUUGGAUGAAGUGCGGCUGGAGAGCUAGCACCGCUGGGUGAGACUUCCCGAGCGGGCACGAAUGGGUCUUCCGGAGCUAGCCGCGGCUAACCGGGUGGUGAUAGCUGUCUGACACAGUUAGCUGGCAUCACUCAUCUGAUAAUUACCAGCCUCUGAAAAGAGCAGAUUUGCUGGCACAACCAUGCCUCCCAGGCCAUCCUCAGGAGAACUAUGGGGGAUGCACUUGAUGCCCCCCAGCAUCCUAGUCGACUGCCUGCUGCCAAACGGCAUGAUUCUCACAUUGGAGUGCCUUCGGGAGGCCACACUCGUCACAGUCAAGCAUGAGCUUUUCAAAGAGGCCAGGAAGUACCCUCUGUACCAUCUGCUGCAGGAGGAGAGCUCCUACAUCUUUGUCAGUGUCACCCAGGAGGCAGAGCGGGAGGAGUUUUACGAUGAGACCAGGAGGUUGUGCGAUCUCAGACUCUUCCAGGCCUUCCUCAAAGUUAUUGAGCCAGUGGGCAACAGGGAAGAGAAAAUUCUCAACCGAGAGAUAGGUUUUGCUAUCGGAAUGCCUAUAUGUGAGUUUGAUUUGGUGAAAGAUCCGGAGGUGCAGGACUUCAGAAGGAACAUUUUAAAUGUUUGCAAAGAUGCCGUGGACCUCAGAGACAGUAACGGACCCCACAGUAGAGCUUUAUAUGUGUACCCUCCCAAUGUAGAAUCCUCAGUAGAACUUCCCCGGCACAUCUAUAACAAACUAGAUAAAGGUCAAAUCAUCGUUGUCAUUUGGGUUAUUGUGUCGCCCAGCAAUGACAAACAGAAGUAUACCCUCAAGAUCAACCAUGACUAUGUGCCGGAGCAGGUGAUUGCGGAAGCCAUCCGUAAGAAGACACGCAGCAUGCUGCUCUCCCAGGAGCAGUUAAAGAUGUGUGUGCAGGAGUAUCAGGGAAAAUACAUCCUCAAAGUGUGCGGCUGUGACGAGUACUUACUGGAGAAAUAUCCUCUGAGUCAGUACAAGUAUGUGCGCAGCUGUAUCAUGCUUGGACGGAUGCCCAACCUGAUGCUAAUGGCAAAAGACAGCCUGUAUUCCCAGUUGCCCAUCGACAACUUCACAAUGCCGUCGUAUGCAAGGCGAAUAUCCACAGCAACGCCCUACAUGAAUGGGGAAACAGCCACCAAGGCUCUGUGGACUAUCAGUGGAACACUGAGGAUCAGGAUACUGUGUGCCACUUACGUCAACGUCAACAUCAGAGACAUUGACAAGAUCUACGUCAGGACUGGGAUAUACCACGGUGGAGAGCAGCUGUGUGACAAUGUCAACACCCAGCGGGUGCCCUGUUCGAACCCCAGGUGGAAUGAGUGGCUGAACUACGACAUGUACAUUCCAGACAUCCCACGUGCCGCCCGACUCUGCCUCUCCAUCUGCUCUGUGAAAGGGAGGAAGGGAGCCAAAGAGGAGCACUGUCCCCUUGCCUGGGGCAACAUCAACCUGUUUGACUACACCCACACACUAGUAGCAGGCAAAAUGGCUCUCAACCUAUGGCCUGUCCCACAUGGCCUAGAAGACCUGCUCAACCCUAUCGGCGUCACAGGCUCCAACCCCAACAAGGAAACCCCUUGUCUUGAGCUAGAGUUCGACCACUUCAGUUGCCCGGUCAAGUUCCCCGACAUGUCCAUCAUUGAGGAACAUGCGAAUUGGAAUAUAUCCAGAGAGCUUGGCUUCAAUUACUGCCACACUGGUUUGAAUAACAGACUGGCGCGUGACAACCCCCUGACUGACACUGACAAUGAGCAGAUGCGGCAGGUGUGCAACAGAGACCCACUGUCUGACAUCACAGAACAGGAGAAAGACUUUCUGUGGAGGCACAGGCAAGACUGUGUCAACAUGCCAGAGAUCCUUCCCAAGAUCCUCUUGGCUGUGAAAUGGAACUCCAGAGAUGAGGUUGCACAGAUGUAUUGCCUUCUGAAGGACUGGCCUGCUAUGAAGCCAGAACAAGCCAUGGAGUUGCUAGAUUGCAACUUCCCCGAUCCUAUGAUCAGAGAUUUUGCCGUGAAGUGCCUUGAGAAAUACCUAACAGAUGACAAACUUUCUCAGUACCUCAUUCAGCUAGUUCAGGUUCUAAAGUAUGAGCAGUACCUUGAUAACCCACUUGCACGCUUCUUGCUGAAAAGAGCAUUAACCAAUCAGAGGAUAGGACAUUUCUUCUUCUGGCAUUUAAAGUCAGAGAUGCACAACAAGACAGUGAGCCAGCGGUUCGGUCUGCUGCUGGAGUCAUACUGCCGGGCGUGUGGCAUGUAUCUGAAGCACCUGAGCAGACAGGUGGAGGCCAUGGAGAAACUCAUCAAUCUCACAGACCUCCUCAAACAGGAGAAAAAAGAUGAGGCACAGAAGGUUCAAAUGAAGUUUCUGGUGGAGCAGAUGAAAAGGCCGGAUUACAUGGAUGCACUGCAAAGCUUCACCUCCCCACUGAAUCCAGCUCAUCAGCUCGGAAACCUCCGCCUGGAGGAAUGCAGGAUGAUGUCAUCAGCCAAGCGACCACUGUGGCUCAACUGGGAAAACCCAGAUAUGAUGUCGGAGCUGCUCUUCCAGAACAACGAAAUUAUCUUCAAAAAUGGAGAUGAUCUGAGGCAGGACAUGCUGACACUGCAGAUCAUUAAGAUAAUGGAGAACAUCUGGCAGAAUCAAGGCCUUGAUCUCAGAAUGCUGCCAUACGGUUGCCUGUCAAUCGGCGACUGCGUGGGGUUGAUCGAGGUGGUGAGGAGCUCGCACACCAUCAUGCAGAUCCAGUGUAAAGGAGGCCUAAAGGGGGCGCUGCAGUUCAACAGCCACACACUGCACCAGUGGCUCAAGGAUAAGAACAAGGGAGAGAUGUACGACCAGGCCAUAGAUCUGUUCACACGAUCAUGUGCAGGCUACUGUGUAGCCACAUUUAUCCUGGGCAUAGGAGACAGACACAAUAGCAACAUUAUGGUCAAAGAUGAUGGACAGCUGUUCCACAUAGACUUUGGCCAUUUCCUCGACCACAAAAAGAAGAAGUUCGGGUACAAGAGGGAGCGGGUGCCUUUUGUGCUUACACAGGACUUCUUGAUCGUUAUUAGCAAAGGAACUCAAGAGUGCACCAAAACCAGGGAGUUCGAAAGGUUCCAGGAAAUGUGUUACAAAGCGUACCUGGCGAUCCGACAACACGCCAACCUCUUCAUCAACCUCUUCUCUAUGAUGCUGGGCUCUGGGAUGCCCGAGCUGCAGUCAUUCGAUGACAUCGCCUACAUCAGAAAGACCCUGGCCCUGGACAAGACCGAGCAGGAAGCCCUGGACUACUUCAUGAAGCAGAUGAACGACGCUCACCAUGGCGGCUGGACGACCAAGAUGGACUGGAUCUUUCACACUAUCCGCCAGCAUGCCAUGAACUAAAAUGGCAAGUACCCAACGAGAGGAGUAAAGGACUGUGGCAACAGCAGCACACUAAAAACCAAAAGAGAAGGGAGAAGCAAAAAUAAGUAUUUGCCCAACUCCACCAAGGCCUGGUUAAUGUUACCGCCAGCAUUCGACUCUGAAACAUCAUGUGCCCGUGCACCACAAACUAAGGGAGCUCGAAAGGGCCAAUUUCAGGGACAUGAUGCCUAAUUGCUCUUAUUUCUUCAGGUGUCUGAAUGUCUUCUCCCUGCACUAUGAACUCAACACGGCAGGGUGGAGUUAUAUUCAUCUGUCUUCUCCAUAGGAACUUAAAAGUGUGAUGGACCUGGACUACAUUGACCUUCUUCAUGCAAACAGAACUUGGGACAAAUUUUUAUUUUUCAUAUUUUUAAAAACUUCUUUCAAUACAUCUACAAUCAUCAGCAUUAAGAAAGGAACAUUUUGAACUGGUACACUAUGAGCACAGCAGGUUUUUUCUACGGAUAAACGUACUGUUGAUUUCCACUACCUAUUGUGACCGGAAGAAGAUGGGGAGAUGUUUGCGGACACAAGCCAGGACAGCUGGGAUGCUGUUAAUGAAGCCUGGCAAGUGCCCAAACAAAUUCCUUACAAUAAAAAAAAAAACACUAUAAGUACAAGACUGAGAGAGGAGGUGUGGAGAACACUUAGCUAGCAUUUAACACUUUCACAGAAACCGAAAUCAUGACUUAUUUGUAGCCCUCAGACGACGUGUCCACUGUGUAGAAAUCCCAACACCACCAUCAAAGAACUGACCUUUGUACAGAGAAGAUAUUCAUAGACUUGUUUGCAUUCGGUGCACAUAUUCCUUUUCGAGUCUAUUUUCUACUGAGCCAAAGUACUACAUGUGUAACCCCCACUACUCCGCAGUCUUAUCGUAAAAGAAAAUAGUCAGUACUAUUCCAAGUCUCGUGUACUCAUCACACUGAUCUCUGCAGUAUUUGUUUUGUUUUGUCUAUCAGUAUUAUUCUGUGUCAGGUGACGUUGAGGCACAAAUGUUGGAACAGCGAGUGACUGCAGAACAGCUUCCUGAUGGCCAGCUGUAUCACCCGUUAGGACUUGGUCUUUAGUUAUUCGGCUGAUGAAGGUGAGAAACGCAGGAGAGAAGGAUGCAUAACAUUCAUUUUUGUGUGCUGUGCUGUUACACUAUGCAAGUUGUGAUCUUUAUAUGUACUGUAUGCUGAGGGGGAAAAAAAUAACUUGAUGUCAGAUUCGGGCAGAGAGGCUUCACACCAACGAGCGUGUCCGGACUCUGUACAGACUGUACACGGAAGAAAAGCAGUAUCUCUUACUUCUUCCCAACAGAAAGAACAAUGAGAUGCAGCUUCGGACCCCCGUCUUCGCACUCUCCUUACCAGGUUUCCGCGUGGAGCUCCAAUCUAAGCCAUCUGUAAGAUAAUUAAGAUUUUGCGUUUUGCUCCCGUCUCCUCAAACUCUUUAAGAAAAAUAAUUUAAGACAACUCUCUGCUCACAUUUGCCAUACAGACCCAGAUCAUGACAUCCAGGUUAAAAAAAAAAAAAGUAACAGAAGUGAAUUCUUUUAAUUUAAACCUUCCAAGUGUCUUCUUCCCUACUCUCUCCUAUGAUUGUCGCCCUUAUGUGCGCAAGAAAAGUCUUUGCAAUUUUGUUCGCCGCACAGACACAUAUGUAAGAGGUCAGUAAAUGUUCUAGCUUUACCAAAUGAUACCCAACAGGGCGGUUUCCUGGACACGAGUCUGUGUGAAAGUCAAUUUCUUUUCAAUUCUGUUCCUGGUUAAAAAAAAAAAAGAAUUGCCCAGGAAACCGAUCCUACCGAAAUGCAUGUGCUUCUGUACGGGAUACAGAGCAGUGGGCCGGACCCGAACUUGAGAAAACCAGUCCCCAUGUUCUUUAUGAAAGAACAAACUAAAUGAUGCGAUUUCCCUUUAUACUUCCACAUGAUAUGGUUGUUUUUCUGUUUCUCACACUUCAUUAUGCAUGAGGUCCUCGAAUAUCUACUUUUCCUUUUGUUUGACCUGAUGUUGUUUACUUGAAUUUCAUGUAUAGAAAUGACCUUGUUACUUGUGUGGGGGUACAACAAAGUCACAAUGAAGGUAACAGAUACUGAUCCUGCUACUACAUGUGCAAAUGCUUUCCUUGAAUAAUUACAGAGGUAAUAUAUUUUUGUAUUUUUAAAUGUAAAGCAAACUCAUAUAUGUAACUGCUAACCAAAAAAAGCAAUCAUGCAUAACAUGCACCAUCCUCAUACGCAAACCCAGUAGACGGCCUCGAGUUGUUGAAACGAUAUGAAUGACAAAGCAGAGGUGAAUUGAAGAAUGAAGGACGGGGACUUGAUGCAGUUGUUCCAGUGCGACCAUCAUGUCCCGUGGAGAUCUCUUGCCCUGUGAGAACAAUAUGGAGGAAGACGCUGCCCUGCAUGUUUUUAAAAAAAAGAACCGGAAUGAUGUUAGUUGUCUGUCCAUCUGUAUAUAUCAUUAAAAAAAAACUUCAAAUAUUUGUUUCAGUCAUCAUAUGACCAUUUCUGAUAAUGAACUGUAUGCAUUCAUUUAUUGUGUUGUUGAAUAAAUACAUUUCUCCCUAUCUAAA
Molecule: messenger RNA, 6185 nt
Organism: Limanda limanda (common dab)
Lineage: Eukaryota; Metazoa; Chordata; Actinopteri; Pleuronectiformes; Pleuronectidae
Product: phosphatidylinositol 4,5-bisphosphate 3-kinase catalytic subunit alpha isoform
Exons: 21
Coding region: 393-3599 (1068 amino acids)
Biological process (GO): phosphatidylinositol-3-phosphate biosynthetic process; phosphatidylinositol-mediated signaling; cell migration
Cellular component (GO): phosphatidylinositol 3-kinase complex, class IB; plasma membrane; cytoplasm
Molecular function (GO): 1-phosphatidylinositol-4-phosphate 3-kinase activity; 1-phosphatidylinositol-3-kinase activity
Source: RefSeq, a predicted model, not a curated record